This is a messenger RNA of Ochlerotatus camptorhynchus, 1813 nucleotides long. RefSeq names its product arrestin domain-containing protein 3-like. The transcript is spliced from 8 exons. Gene Ontology annotation, cellular component: cytoplasm. The record is from RefSeq and is a predicted model, not a curated record. Lineage: Eukaryota; Metazoa; Arthropoda; Insecta; Diptera; Culicidae. Gene Ontology annotation, biological process: protein transport. Bases 347 to 1543 code for a protein of 398 amino acids.
UCUCGGGAAAAACCUGCGAAAAUGUCUUACAACAGAGCAGCUACUGGAUCAAGUGCAUCCUAUAUUGAAAGUGACGCAAGAAAACAAACUUUUCCUACCACGGUAAACGAAAGCUGACUUCCUAACGAAGAAGAAUUUCCCGCCAAAAAACUAAAACUUUCCAACCACAACACUGUGGUUACUUCCAUACCACCAACUAAGAAGCAGCAGUGAGUGAUGCAGUGAAGGGAAUCCUACCAAAACGCAAGAACGAUUUAUUUGCAAACAGUGAGUGAAACAUUGCUGGCAGACAACUGGAGGCAGCUCCAGACAGGCGCUCCUGAACAACGACGACGACGACGACAAGAUGGAUUACAUAAAGGAAUUGGAUAUUCGACUUGAUAAGGAAUACUACUACGCCGGAGAAGUACUCUCCGGCAAGGUGAUGCUGCACACAACCGAGAAUUUCAAACUUAAAUCCAUCCGCCUACUGCUUCGAGGCAAGGCUCAUGUCGAGUGGAAGGUGUUCGUAUCCGGAGACAAGAGAACGGUGAAAGACGACCAGCUGUACAUUGAUGAGCGAGCUGUCAUAUGGGGCGAACGGACCUGCGAGGGACUAGACGUCACCGUACCGGUGCUGAUUCGCGGUCAGCAUCAGUUCCCCUUCCGCUUCAACAUUCCGGAAACCAACUUGCCCUGCAGUUUCGAGUCACGUGCCUGUUACAUUCGUUAUUUUGUUAAGGUUACCAUCGACAUUCCCUAUGCCUCCCCGCCACAAGGAAUCAAAUAUUUCACCGUUGUAGGACCACACAUCGACUGUAUGGACGAGCAAUAUCUGAAGCCGAUUACGGCUCAGGAUAAGAAAGUUAGGUGUUGUCUGUGCUGUGCCAAAGGACCGGUAACGCUAAGCUGUUCCCUCGACCGGACUGCGUUCUGUUGUGGCGAAACGCUCAAGCUCAAAUCCGUCGUCGACAACCAGGGUGAGGAGAGCGUAAAGUUAAAAGUUCGACUGCUCCAGCUUUGCGAGUUUUUCGUCGAACGAGGCGUGCUCGGCGUGACGAAGGAGGUCCAACACUUGGUACUCGAGUACAAGGGGGAACUAGUUGCUUCCCGAGAUCAUCAGGAUACCUGUGCCAGCCUGCGGAUACCGACGGUGCCUACGACACUGGUGGGUGUCUGCCGGUUGGUACAGAUCUACUACACACUGACGGCAUGCUUGGAAUUUGAGAAAUCGGGCGAUGAUUUGCACAUCAAUUUCCCCAUCACCAUUGGAACGGUCCCAUUCCGAAUACCGAACAGCAAUCUGCAACCGCACAUAGGAUACGAGCCCGCAAUUGAUCACGUGGAAGGUGGUAUUUAUAUCGGGCCGGAAUUCCUGCUGGGGGAAGUGUACGACGGAUGUAAUGUCAGCGACAACGAAUACCGUGACCUGGCACCCCUCUAUCGUCCGGUGUAUCUCACGGUGGUUCGUAGCUCCCAGCAAAUAGCGGCCCGGGCUGCCGGCCGAGCCAAUCGCAAAAAGUCCUCCUGCGAGGUGGAAAUCGCUGAAAUACACCGGAAAUGAAUUGACUCACAGCUGAGGUAACAGAGGUAAACAUAGGCAUACAAUACCUACAUGCUUGUAGGAACGCACUACACACAGUCUCCAUCAUCAUCAUCAUCAUCAUCAUCAUCGUCACCAUCGUGGUCGACCGAACUAACGUACCAAACAACCACCCCCACCUACCCAGUCAACACCGAAACGCCAUCCGUCUCCAUCGGCAGCGAGUAACGGCGUGUAAACAUUAAACGAGCAUAGGUAGGACGAGCAAUAAAUGUAUUGGACGGGUUCAAG